This is a messenger RNA of Desarmillaria tabescens, 1489 nucleotides long. RefSeq lists its product as uncharacterized. The record is from RefSeq and is a predicted model, not a curated record. NCBI's taxonomy places the organism in Eukaryota, Fungi, Basidiomycota, Agaricomycetes, Agaricales, Physalacriaceae. The transcript has 3 exons. The coding region runs from base 187 to 1248 and encodes 353 amino acids.
CAUCUCGCUUGGAGCCCUCUGCAACGUCUGCCGGUGAGAUGUCCCUCUGAUCAAAUCCGAGAAUAUUGUGCACCCGCAAUGAUCCUUCCAGAAUUCUAGGUCUAGUGGUACUGUGUCAGUUGAUACCCUUAGCGUUUCGUCGAUGAACUCAAGGAUGACAAAAAGGCACUCGGUGUAGCGUUGACUAUGUCGCCCUCCUUCAGAAUCCGAGCCCAAUACCACCUUUUCCGACAUGUAGACGUUUAUCCCCCAACUGGUUUUGCGAGAUUUAACGAAUUAUGCAAAAUCUCACCAUUAAUUCCCCGUCUUAUUCGUUCGCUUCGUACAACAACCUGGCACAAAGAGAUAUCAGACCCGGAGAAGCUGCAACUACACAUCCUAAUCAAUCUGGAAAAGAUCUCUCUAUCUGAGUACGACAGUACCUCCAUCCCUCCUUGGGACAACGCCUCCGCAAUCGACUCUCAAAUAUCCUACUCCGCCACUUCGAUGAACCUCGAUUGCAUUCACUUCCCUUCCACACAAAAUUUUCGCAGCUGCAUAGAAUCCUUCCCAGCUCUCAAAACAUUAUCUAUCAGAGGGCUCCUUAUUCAUGACGCGAAAUCCAUUGAGCACGUCAGCUCCAAUCCGGGACCUCCCAUCGAGACGCUCACAAUCAAAUCUUCCGGUAUGAAGAACAAUCACGAACGCGUCUUCAUAGGUUCAAGGACGGAGAAGAUAGGCUGGCAAAAGCCUUUUGGCCUGAGUGCCCUACGCAAGCUUCGGAUGGUCUUUUGCGGGCUGAGACUUGUACCCAAAGUACAAAACAUCCUGGACAUAACACACAACACGAUCCAGGAGUUUUAUCUCCUUCUAACCCCAGAGGCUCGCUAUGACCAAAUGCCCGUGAAGGGUCAGCACGUACUCAUUUUCUCUCGUGUCCCAUUCGUCACCUUCGACCCUACCACGUCGGACACUUCUUGGGAAAUGAGGUACCUCGUGACGUGCUUGCGGAAGGGUGUUCCUACGCGGCUCAAUGUCAGUCUAGAUUACAGUGAAGAUACGUUCCACCAACUGCAUGUUGAAGGUACAUGGAUGGCGCUAGACAACGUCAUGCGAGAUGGCGGGUCUUUGCUCUGCGUCACAAUCGAAUUCGAUGGGGACAUAGACAGAGAAGCGAUUAAGAGGAAAUUCGCCCUGCGCUUGCCGAGGAUGUAUGCUGCAGGGCGAUUGGCCGUCGUGUUUACGGACGAUCACAGCAUACCGCUCUAGUGGCUGAACUUCAGUUUCGAGUGUCAUAGCGUUGAUCGUACUGGCCUACCAAAGAUGAUCGAGAAAACGAUGGUGUCGGUUUGGUCUCUUUGGAUUUAUUAGAUUCACUGUCCCUUCACCGUCGAGUACCUCCCUAGAGUCCAUAGAGUACAGGGCAGAAGGUAGUCCUACAAGAUGUGUCGGAGUAGUUGGUACCUCCCUCCAUAAAUAUACGAGACUACCCAUAUCCAUCCACUAUUCC